Molecule: messenger RNA, 784 nt
Organism: Vidua chalybeata
Lineage: Eukaryota; Metazoa; Chordata; Aves; Passeriformes; Viduidae
Exons: 2
Coding region: 1-627 (208 amino acids)
Source: RefSeq, a predicted model, not a curated record
AUGCCUGGCAGCAGACAAGGAGAUGAGGAUGUCAAUCCAGAGGCCAGAUCUGGUGCUGAGGCCAGAAGGCAGCUGGUCAGGGACAGCCCAGGAGCAGAUUCUGCAGCCGCUGUUCCACCGCUGCUCCACCAGUGUUCCACCAACGGCCGCAGGAGUAGGAGACAACGACAGUUGCUACGGGCACAGCCCAACAUUCCAUGCAGAACCCCAGGGGACCCAGGGGACAGAAACAGGGAUAGGCCACAUUUGCCUCUGUUACUUCUUCUGAUGCAAGUUUGCUCUGAGGACCUUCCCACUGGGGCAUUUCUCAUCAGUCCUCUGGGCGGGGAAAAGCAGUGCAGAGACAGCUCUGGGUCUUCUCCGUGCUUCUCUGUAACGUGCCUCCAGCUGAACAUGCUCAGGAGCCUGGCUCUGUCAAAGGGCCCAUACCACAUUGCCUGCACUGGAGAACCAGAAGGACUCCUGCUGGCUCUGAACCAGAAGGCUCUCCUCCGGUUGAGAAAUGCUCCCAGCUUUGCUGAUGGAUUGGUCUUGGCCAGGAGUGGGUUCAUCUCAAAGUCAGCUGGAACUGGCUCCAUCAAACAUGGUGAAGCUUCUGGCAGCUUUUCACUGAAGCCACACCUGUAGUUCCCCACAUGAAUUGCAGCCAGAGGAUCAUCAGGCCUUUUCUUUGCCCUAGGGAAGCCAUGAGUUUUGUUCCGGAGAGCAAGAGCCACCACAGAAAACUGUCUGCAGGUUUUUUUUUGUCAGAAAACUCUUAAAGAAUAAAAAUUACACAUUUUGA